CUGAUGCACAGUCUCCUGGAAGAGCAGCCUUGUGCUCUUAACUUCUGAGCCACCUCUCCAGCCUCUCCUGACAGUUCUUUAUGUUUUGAUUUCCUUGGGUAAACCCUGGAGCCCACCUCCCCAUUCGUACUUAUUUAACGCUCGGACCUUCUCCCACACCACGGCCGCGGCCUCUUCCCCAGAUCAGCUCCACUGCAGUGGAGGGCAUCUCAGGCUCAGGAGCCUCAUCACGCUUCUCUUGCAAAACCGCUUCUAAGAGCAGCUGACGUCCCACGAUGGAGGUGAUACUGACUGAUGAGCCCAGGUUAGGUCCACUCCACUGUGGGCCUGGAGAAGCUGCCGCCAGCCAAGUCUAGUGGGAUCUUAGGGCAGGGAUGGGGCACCCCCUCCAGGCCCCCAAUCCCUUCCUAACCCGCUUGACCCAGCUCAGCGCCGACGUGUUUAUGGCAGUUUUCUGCAGGCCCAGCCAUCUGUCACCUGCCUCACUUCCUGGUGAUAGUCCCUCGGUUAUGCCACAGAAGGACUGCUGGGUUUUGGGAGGUGCUGGGGUGCUCUGAGCCACAGGCCUGUCUGCUGUGAUGGUCUUUUGGAGGCCCUAGAACCCCAGCUGCCAGCUGACUGGAGAGGGACUCACCUUUCUGCCCCAGACUGGAAGCAGAGGAGCCACCACUGACCUGGGAAGGGUUGGACAUGUCUGAGGCACUGUCCUGCCCCAGCAACGAGACCCCUACCCCUGGUUGUCACCUGAAGACCCUGUACUGGGCCUGUGUCCACAAUGACCCCGAUGAGCUCCAAGCCAGGCUGGAUGUCGGGGUCUCCCCAGAGGAGGUUUCCCAAGUGGACAGCAAUGGGAGGACAGGCCUCAUGGUGGCAUGCUACCGCGGCUUUGGUGCCAUUGUGGUUCUGCUCAGCUGCUGUCCUUUCCUGGAUGUGAACCAGCAGGACAAAGAUGGAAACACAGCCCUCAUGCUGGCCGCUCAAGCAGGUCACACAUCCCUGGUGACUGUCCUGCUCAACUACUUUGCUGGCCUGGACCUGGAGCGCAGGGACCAGCGGGGACUCACGGCUCUGAUGAAGGCUGCCAUCCGUGACCGCUCUGAGUGUGUGGUGGCCCUCCUCAUGGCGGGUGCUGACCUGAGCUCCGUGGAUCCCGUCCGGGGCAAGACAGCCUUGGAGUGGGCUGUUCUGACGGACAGCUUUGACACCGUGCGGAAGAUCCGGCAGCUGCUGAGGCGACCCCAGGCAGAGCAGCUCAGCCUGCAGUACCAGCCAGAGUGGCCAGCCUUGGCCCAGCUCGUGGCCCGGGCCCAGGCCCAGGCUGCCCCAUCCCUCUUAGAAAAGCUGCAAGCUACCCUGAGCCUCUCUUUUGCUGAGUCUCCGCAGGAAGGGGGUGUUCUGGACCACUUUGUGACGGUCACCACCAGCUUGGCCAGCCCCUUCCUCACCACGGCCUGCCACACACUGUGCCCCGAUCACCCACCCAUGCUGGGCACUCGAGGCAAGUCAGUGCCUGAGCUUUUGGGCACCGCCCCUCCCCCUCCCCCAGCACCCCACCCUCCUCUGGCUGUCCCUGUCCCCCAGGUCUUCGUCCCCUACCAGAGCCCUCGGAGUGUGCUCUCCCAGUGGUUACAGUCCAGGGACAGUGCAGGUGCCAGGUCCCAAAUCCCCAAGAUCCUCCUCUCCAAGGCGCCCUCUUCCCCUACCCAGUACGAAGAGUUGAUACUCAGGCCUGCAGGGCAGCGAAGUCUGGCUCUUCCUCUCUGGAGAUACCAGGAGAGGAAGAAGCAGGAAGACGAAGCUAAGAACCAUGGGGAGGUGGGCUAGGCCAAGCUAGAGGCGAGUAAGACACGUUCCCGUCUGGGGCUUCUUCUGCUUCCCAGCUGCCUCUGCCCUGAGGAACCUGCUUCCACUGACGGUACAAGGUUGCCCACAGUAGUGUCUGCAGGAGGGAACAGGACUAACCCAGUGUCUGCCGGCAGGGGAUCAGCUACAGUGAUGUGGUGGUAAUACCCAUACGCUGGAUUCUGUGUAGUCUAUCAUAAAGCAGGGGAAAGCAAGGGUCUCACACGGAAUCUAUCUUCCAGUUGUACCAAGCAGAUAACCAAGGGUAGAAAAGCAUGCGGGCAUGGCAUUUGUCAGAGAACGUCUCCCUCAGGUAACCACGUUUGUCAGGACAUCUUUAUCCUCAACUUUGUGAGAUUUAGAAUCACACAAAAGAGAUGCCUCUGGGUGCCCAUAGAGGCUUAACUGAGAAGGAGAGGACCACCUGAACUUGAAGAGCACCAUCCAACGAACUGGGGCCCCAGACUGAAUGAAAAGAAGGACCCCAGCACGGCGUCCCCUCUGUUACCUGACUGCAGACGCCACGUGGCCUGCCGCCUCCGGCUCCCGCUGCUGUGCCUCCACCUCGUGGACUGAACCGGAGCAGUAAUUAAUGCAGAUUACCACGGACAUGUCAUGAGUACCGAAAGCUAUGUAAGGACUUAGAAAGUGGGGCAGCAGGAUGGAUCCAAGGAGGAAAUGGAGGACUGUGGAGCAAGGGGUGCGGAAAGAAGAUUGCAAAGUUAGAAGAAAAGAAGUUCCCAACCACAGGAAAACCUGAACUGUUUUUACUUUUUUGCCAAACAAAAAUGAUUUGGGGGCUGGAGAAGACAGAUCAGAUUAGAGCCCUGGCUGC
Molecule: messenger RNA, 2677 nt
Organism: Peromyscus leucopus (white-footed mouse)
Lineage: Eukaryota; Metazoa; Chordata; Mammalia; Rodentia; Cricetidae
Gene: Ankrd33
Product: ankyrin repeat domain 33
Exons: 5
Coding region: 691-1824 (377 amino acids)
Biological process (GO): negative regulation of transcription by RNA polymerase II; negative regulation of transcription regulatory region DNA binding
Molecular function (GO): protein binding
Source: RefSeq, a predicted model, not a curated record